Carassius carassius (crucian carp) is the source of this 2220-nucleotide messenger RNA. RefSeq names its product Krueppel-like factor 8. Gene Ontology annotation, biological process: regulation of transcription by RNA polymerase II. Bases 689 to 1624 code for a protein of 311 amino acids. Lineage: Eukaryota; Metazoa; Chordata; Actinopteri; Cypriniformes; Cyprinidae. The transcript is spliced from 7 exons. The record is from RefSeq and is a predicted model, not a curated record. Gene Ontology annotation, molecular function: RNA polymerase II cis-regulatory region sequence-specific DNA binding; DNA-binding transcription factor activity, RNA polymerase II-specific.
UUCUUUGUGGUUCUCGUUUAUUUGCAUCAAAAGGUGUCAGCCCAUCAGUCAUAACAAUUGUCUUAAAUGUGGCAGUUCCUGCCCAUUUGCAAGUAACACAAUUUUAUUUACUCACCAAAGCCACUUGGUGAGUGCUUUUUUUACAGACGUUCUGCUCAUAUUCAGUGUGCAUGAAACGUUGGGUUACACUGGUGUUUACCAGCCAUCUCAGACAACAUUAGCCAUUAAAAGGAAUGCAUAUAUGUUUGUUCAUAGUGCAUGUGUGUUCACAAUGUGUCCGUGCCAGGUUGGGAGGAGGGGCACAUUGAGGGCAACCACACCCAAGCUUAUUGGGGGCCACACCUCUUUGUGGAAUCUACUGCAGCUGGGUCACAUGACCCCCACUUCCACCCCCAUGCCUAAGCAUUAUCACAUUUCUCCCUCUCUCUCUCUCUCUCCAUUAAUACUGCUGUUCUACUCUAUGAGACUGGUCUCUCGACUGCUAUUCGGUCUUAAAGAAUUGGGUGUGACUCGGCUCGGCUUGAAGAGGGAGGCAACGCAGGAUUGCUGACUACUCCUCCCUACUGGUUCAAUCUUUCUCUCCUCUUGUCUUUCUCCAGCUGGCGGAUUGUCUAUAUCGUCAAUCUGGUCAGAGUGUCAGACGAGUCCGAAGAAAUCCACCGCAGCCACCUCUGAGCCUGUUGAGGAGAUGCCAUCCAUACAAAUCAAGCCGGAGCCAGAGGAGGUGGAGUGUAUGGUGAAACAAGAGCCAUUAGACGAUUGUCCCGAGCCUACAGACCUCAAAAUCAAAUCCUCGCCCCCUCCGCUCCGUGACAUCAGCACCCAACACAACGAUGACGACCAGACGGAACCUGUGGACCUGUCCCUCAACAAGCCCCGCCCCUCCCUUCCGGUAGCCACGGCAACCUCCACCCCUGCGAACAUCACGGCGAGCGCCACCAUCCCGGCGGUGCUGUCGCCGGGCUCCAUCCUGGCGUCCACGCAAGGGGUUGGAGGUCAGCAGAUCCUGCAUUUCAUCCACACCAUACCCUCUGUGAGCAUGCCCAGUAAAAUGGGGCAGCUGCAGACCAUUCCUGUGGUGGUGCAGUCCUUACCGGUGGUCUACACAACCGUACCCACAGACGGAGUGGCUACCGCCGCCAUCACAGUGCCUCUCAUCGGAAGCGACGGCCGGUCGGAGGGGUCAGUUCGUAUAAAGCCGGGCUCAACAUCUCCAGUCGAGUAUCAGUCUGAAAGUGAUGCUGAGAGUGGCACAGAGUCUGGAUCUGCCUCUUUCAGCACACAAGGGAUGGAACCCAGUAUGAAUACAGAUGUGGACAUCCAAGUUGACCCUGACUCACCAGACAUGAAGAGAAGGCGCGUACACAUGUGCGAUUAUGACGGCUGCAACAAAGUCUACACCAAGAGCUCGCAUCUAAAAGCCCAUCGCAGAAUACACACAGGUGAAAAGCCAUACCAGUGCACAUGGGAGGGCUGUACCUGGCGCUUUGCCCGCUCGGACGAGCUGACGCGGCACUUUCGCAAGCACACCGGCAUCAAACCCUUUCGCUGCACCGACUGCGACCGCAGCUUCUCCCGCUCUGACCACCUGGCACUACACCGAAGGCGCCACGUCAUGAUGUGAAACUCUUUGUGCCCAUCCCUCACCAGCCCUCACCUCCCUGCCUGCUCCUCAGGAGACAUGCACGCCCAUCUGGGGGUUCCAAAAUGCUAUUGACAUCACCUCCCCAGUCUCCAGAUGUGAACAUAUGUGUUAAAUAUGGAGAUAUAAGGGGUGGCACGACCAUAUUGGGGACCCCUACUGGUCAGAACAUGGAUGCAGUUUUCUGCCAUGCUUCCAAAAGCCACAAACCACCCGUCCACUGGUGACCUCCACCGCCAUCUCAAUGCCUGCUCAUUAGUCGUUACUUGAAGUGACUACAAGAAAGGCAAACUGCAUGCCGCACUGCUAUAACUAUAACCGAGAAUGAUGACUGGGGAAGGUACUCCUUAUUGUGAUGAUUCUUUUAAAACAAGUACAGAAAAAUAUGAGAAAGUAAAGGAUUUUAUGCAAGAUGAAUGCAAGAUGGUGAAGAGAAGGUAGAAUUAUGUGAUAAGUUUGAUCAUUUUAAUGAGAUGGGUGGGUUGGAGAUGUAUCUACAACUGCCUUGUUGAAUUCUUACAUUUUAUCCAAACUUUUUGUUGUGCUAAAUUUGUAUACACACGCUCUACAUGCAUUUU